This is a messenger RNA of Nannospalax galili (Upper Galilee mountains blind mole rat), 3705 nucleotides long. RefSeq names its product potassium voltage-gated channel subfamily H member 4 (gene Kcnh4). Gene Ontology annotation, biological process: potassium ion transmembrane transport; regulation of membrane potential. Gene Ontology annotation, cellular component: membrane. The coding region runs from base 181 to 3234 and encodes 1017 amino acids. Gene Ontology annotation, molecular function: voltage-gated potassium channel activity. The record is from RefSeq and is a predicted model, not a curated record. NCBI's taxonomy places the organism in Eukaryota, Metazoa, Chordata, Mammalia, Rodentia, Spalacidae. The transcript is spliced from 17 exons.
CGGCGCGGAGAAGCUCGGAGCUACGGGGGUUCAGAGCAGAGAGGCUGAGGCGGCUAGAGGGAGGGGAGCAGGCAGGCGGGCGCAUGGGGCGCCCCGGCCCCGCCGGCAGCGCGCCCCCUCCAACCCGGCCGAGUUGAAUGAACGCAGCCCGCGCAACGCCUCGAACCCACACCCGAGGCCAUGCCGGUCAUGAAGGGGUUGUUGGCCCCGCAAAACACCUUUCUGGACACCAUCGCCACCCGCUUUGACGGCACGCACAGCAACUUCCUUCUGGCCAACGCACAGGGCCCACGGGGUUUUCCCAUUGUCUACUGCUCUGACGGCUUCUGUGAGCUCACAGGCUACGGCCGCACAGAGGUCAUGCAGAAAACCUGCAGCUGCCGGUUCCUCUAUGGCCCAGAGACCAAUGAGCCAGCCCUGCAACGGCUGCAGAAAGCCCUGGAGGGUCACCAGGAACACCGUGCUGAAAUUUGCUUCUAUCGGAAGGAUGGCUCAGCCUUUUGGUGUCUCCUGGACAUGAUGCCCAUCAAGAAUGAGAUGGGAGAGGUUGUGCUGUUCCUCUUUUCCUUCAAGGACAUCACUCAGAGUGGAGGCCCAGGACUUGGCUCAGGAGUCCGUGGGGACAGUAAUCAUGAAAACUCCCUUGGGAGGAGGGGAACUAGCUCAAAACUUCGGUCCACCCGGAGGCAGAGCCGGACUGUCCUACACCGAUUGACUGGCCACUUUGGUCGCCGGGGCCAAGGAAGCAUGAAGACCAAUAAUAACGUGUUUGAGCCAAAGCCAUCAGUGCCUGAGUACAAGGUGGCCUCCGUGGGGGGGUCCCGCUGCCUCCUCCUCCACUACAGCGUCCCCAAGGCUGUCUGGGAUGGCCUCAUCCUCCUCGCCACGUUCUACGUUGCAGUCACCGUCCCCUACAACGUCUGCUUCUCGGGUGAUGAUGAUACCCCCAUCAGUUCCCGACACACCCUUGUCAGCGACAUCGCUGUGGAAAUGCUCUUCAUUUUGGAUAUCAUCCUGAACUUCCGCACAACCUAUGUGUCCCAGUCGGGCCAGGUAAUCUCUGCUCCUCGUUCCAUUGGCCUCCACUAUCUGGCCACCUGGUUCUUCGUGGAUCUUAUUGCUGCUUUGCCCUUUGACCUGCUGUAUGUAUUCAACAUCACUGUGACCUCUCUGGUGCACCUGCUGAAGACAGUGCGGCUGCUGCGCUUGCUGCGGCUGCUGCAGAAGCUAGAGCGGUACUCGCAGUGCAGCGCAGUGGUGCUCACACUGCUCAUGUCCAUCUUUGCGCUUCUUGCCCACUGGAUGGCCUGCAUCUGGUAUGUCAUCGGGCGCCGGGAGAUGGAGGCCAAUGACCCGCUGCUCUGGGACAUUGGUUGGUUGCACGAACUGGGCAAGAGACUGGAGGUACCCUAUGUUAAUGGCUCCGCUGGCGGCCCAUCUCGUCGCAGCGCCUACAUCGCUGCGCUCUACUUCACACUAAGCAGCCUCACCAGUGUGGGCUUUGGCAACGUGUGUGCCAACACUGAUGCUGAGAAGAUCUUCUCCAUCUGCACGAUGCUCAUCGGUGCGCUGAUGCACGCUGUGGUAUUCGGGAAUGUGACUGCCAUCAUCCAGCGCAUGUACUCCCGCCGCUCACUCUACCACAGCCGCAUGAAGGACCUCAAGGACUUCAUCCGAGUUCAUCGCCUGCCCCGCCCACUCAAGCAGCGCAUGCUCGAGUACUUCCAGACCACAUGGGCAGUCAACAGUGGCAUAGAUGCUAACGAGUUACUGCGUGACUUCCCAGACGAACUGAGAGCUGACAUUGCUAUGCACCUGAAUCGGGAGAUCCUGCAGCUGCCGUUGUUUGGAGUGGCAAGCAGGGGCUGUCUUCGGGCUCUCUCUCUACACAUCAAGACCUCAUUUUGUGCUCCAGGGGAGUACCUGUUGCGCCGUGGGGAUGCCCUGCAGGCACACUACUAUGUGUGCUCUGGCUCGCUUGAAGUGCUUCGAGACAACAUGGUGCUGGCUAUCCUGGGGAAGGGGGACUUGAUUGGGGCAGACAUCCCUGAAGUGGGGCAGGAGCCUAGGUCAGGGGCAGGCCCCAGCUGCGUGCUGAAGACCAGCGCUGAUGUGAAAGCCCUGACAUACUGUGGCCUGCAGCAGCUGAGCAGCCAAGGGCUGGCUGAGGUUCUGCGGCUCUAUCCGGAGUAUGGGGCUGCCUUCCAGGCUGGCCUGCCCCGGGACCUCACCUUCAACCUGCGCCAGGGCUCUGAAAACAAUGGCUUCAGCCGUUUUUCCCGCUCUCCACACCUCUCCCAGCCACGCUCUGACAGUCUUGGCUCCUCCUCAGACAAGACUCUGCCAUCCAUCACAGAGGUCGAGGGUGGCACAGAGCCUGGGGCUGGUCCCAGGCCCCGCCGGCCCCUCCUGCUGCCUAACCUCAGUCCAGCAAGGCCUCGGGGCUCCCUGGUCAGCCUUUUGGGCGAGGAGCUGCCCCCAUUCUCAGCCCUUGUCUCCUCUCCUUCCCUGUCUCCAUCUCCUUCCCCUGCCCUGGCUGGCAGGGGCCUGAGUCCCUCCCCGCACGCCCCCCCCAGGUGCUCUGCUGCCUGGAAGCCCCCCCAGCUCCUCAUUCCCCCACUGGGAACCUUUGGACCUCCGGACCUCAGUCCCCGGAUUGUAGAUGGUAUUGAAGACUCCAGCAGCACAGCUGAGGCCCCUACAUUCAGAUUUAGCAGGAGGCCAGAGCCCCCCAGACCUCGCUCACAGGCUCCCCCUGCAGGCCCUAGGCCCAGUCAGGAACUGGCCACAGAGGCAGCAGAGGAGGUAAAGGAAAAAGUCUGCAAGCUGAACCAGGAGAUAUCCCAUCUUAACCAGGAAGUGUCUCAGCUGAGCCGGGAACUGCGGCAAGUGAUGAGCCUCCUACAGGCCAGGCUGGGUUUCCCAGGCCACUCAUCAGACUCAACUUGGCCCUCAGACCCUCCUUGUUCCCAGCAGAAGCCACCAUGCAGCUCUUCUCCUGUGUCUGGACCACCACCUGGUCUUCAGGAUACCACAUUUGCUGUGGUUCACUGUCCAGCCAGUGUGGGGACAGUGGAGUUAGGGGCCACCCCCUUGGACCUGAGGCCUUCCAUGCUGGCACACUAUCCCUCAGAGCCUGACCCUCUGGGACCCUCCCCAGUGUCUGGGGCUUCUCCUGCAACCCCAAGCCUCAUAAGGCACAGCUUCCAGUCUGGGUCAGACACAUUCCACUGACCCCGGCCCUGGGGCCCAGGCCUGUCUGGAGUGGGCAUGUCUGCCUGCCAUCCAGGGAGGAACUGGGCCCCUUGGCCUCUUGCCUUGGGGUCAGCAGCCACCAGCUGGUCUGGUUGACUCUGGAUUCUCUGGACUUUUUAACAAAGAGUGGCCACCUCUAAACCUGUUCCAUUUUCCAAACCAUCCCCUAUGCCCCUCCUCAGUGAGGGGAGCCACCUGAGGCCCUGGAAUCCAGCAGGCAUGAAAUGGACCGUGUGCAGAAGAAAGGUCCGACUUUCCCAUCAGGACUUGAAAGCAGGAUGUCACUCAAGGUGGUCUUUUCUGCUGCCAGCAGCUCAACACAUUCCCAACAUCAUCCCUAUACUGCUCCCACCUGCAGACCUCAGCCAACUCUGUUCUUACGUCCAACAUGGUCUCAACUCAGGGCCUGGACAUCUCAAAAAUCCGCCCAGGUUUCCCACCCAACAUCCU